AUGGCUUCCGCGUUCAAGAUUGCAGCGCUUUUCUUCCUUCUCUGUGGCUCGUGGCGUUGGUCAGCGGUCUCCGGCACCAGUCCAAUGACUGCCGUCGACAUGUUCGAGCAGUGGAUAGCUCAGUACGGGCGAACUUACGCGAACGAAUCCGAGAAGUCAUAUCGCCUUGGGGUGUUCACCAGGAACCUGGACUACGUGAACGCCUUCCGCCAAGCCGGGAACCGCAGCUACACCGUCGGCCUCAACCACUUCGCAGACCUCACCGACGAAGAAUUCCUUGCCACCUACACCAGCACCGGACUGAGUCCAUCAGACGGCUCUUAUCCUGGAUUGAUGCCUUUCCAGUACGCGAAUGUGACUGCUCCCAGUAGCAUCGAUUGGCGGAAUGAGGGAGCAGUGACCCCUGUCAAGAACCAAGCUCAGUGCGGAUCUUGCUGGGCAUUCUCUGCAAUAGCAUCGAUAGAAGGCAUCAACAAGAUCGUGAAGGGGAGCCUGAUAUCUUUGUCGGAGCAACAAGUGUUUGCCUGUGACCACUACGAUGCUGGAUGUAGCGGCGGUCUGCAUUACCGAGCAUUCUCCUACGUCGUCUCCAGUGGAGGCAUCACGACGGAAGGGAAUUAUCCGUACCAACCGCAUCAGGUCGCCUGCAACUCCACCAAGCAAUCGGACCAUGCCGUCUCCAUAACCGGCUACGCGAUGGUUCCCACGAACAACGAGACGUUACUCAUGAACGCAGUGGCUAACCAGCCAGUUUCCGUCUCCGUUGACGCCCACACGUUCCGGUUCUACAAAGGUGGCAUCUUCGACGGGCCUUGUGGGACCAACCUCGAUCAUGAUGUCACUUUCGUGGGUUAUGGAACAGACGAGAAUGGGGUUGCGUAUUGGAUAGCUAAGAAUUCAUGGGGCGCCUGGUGGGGUGAUCACGGCUACAUUCGUUUCAAGAAGGACGUCGCUGAAAAGGAAGGACAGUGUGGUCUUACCUUGAGGGCUUCUUAUCCCAUCAUCUAA
Messenger RNA from Musa acuminata AAA Group (dessert banana), 1008 nucleotides. Its product is annotated as zingipain-1-like. The transcript has 2 exons. Gene Ontology annotation, cellular component: lysosome. NCBI's taxonomy places the organism in Eukaryota, Viridiplantae, Streptophyta, Magnoliopsida, Zingiberales, Musaceae. Bases 1 to 1008 code for a protein of 335 amino acids. The record is from RefSeq and is a predicted model, not a curated record. Gene Ontology annotation, molecular function: cysteine-type endopeptidase activity.